UUUUUUUUUUUUUUUCUGUUUGAAUCUCAAUGUCAACAGAAAAGGAGAUUAUUAUUGAUUUCAACUAUUUGAGUCAGAUAUCACGAGAAAAAUCACAAAAUGCCAUCCUAAGAGGAAUUCUACCAGGCCACGUGAAAGCAUUGCUCAUCGGUAGGAAGGGUUGCACGAUUGAAGGAAUGAAGCAGCACUUUAAAGUGAAAAUCAAUAUUGAAGGCGAAAGGAUGAUACAGAUAGGUGGGCAACCGGAGAACAUUGCUAAAGCUUGGACCCAUUGCCUCAAACUUGUGCUUGAGCGAUUGCCUUUUGUGUUUACGGCAGGGAGAAUCAGCAUCAGUUUCAUGCUCACUACAGCCAUGAUUCACUGUCUCUUGGCUGUCAACGCUUUUGAGAAAAUAGCAUCUGAGAGUGGAGUGGAAAUACGGAUACACCGGCGCCCUUUAACGCCUGACUGCACUGAGCAUAUUGUAAAAUUGUCCGUGGCAGAGGUGGAUGAUAUUGAACACUCGUUAGAGAAAGCUGUCCAUAACUUGUGCACUGCGAUUGCGUGUAAUCCAAAAUAUGCAUUGUCAUUUCCAGGAACAAAGUUCUAUUAUUCCAACAACCAUGAUGAGCCAUUUUUAGCAGAGAUUUCGCGUGAGGAGAAGAAGGAUGACCUCGUAUUUAAUCCACUCUCUGUCUCUCGUAGAAAAGAAGAAUAGACAAUGUCUCAACACUAUACCCACAUUUUCAUCAAUAAACUUGCAUCUUAAUCCUAUCAUUGGAACUUCUAUCGCUCAAGUAAAGUGUCAUUGAGCUCCCUGCCAAAAAGUAAAAACUGCUGUUACAGAUUCCGUGAGACGUUCAUGGUUAUAAAAGUUGCUUUCAGCAGGCUCUCUUUUUGAUAAAACAGCCGGCCUUGUUUGAAUCAUCAAAGCGUUCUUUUGUCCUAUGACUUUUCCCAACUAUUGGCUUCGUAACUUGUGUUGUAUUGAUUGCUGUUGAG
This is a messenger RNA of Mycotypha africana, 982 nucleotides long. RefSeq lists its product as uncharacterized. Lineage: Eukaryota; Fungi; Mucoromycota; Mucoromycetes; Mucorales; Mycotyphaceae. Gene Ontology annotation, molecular function: RNA binding. The record is from RefSeq and is a predicted model, not a curated record. The coding region runs from base 30 to 698 and encodes 222 amino acids. The transcript is spliced from 2 exons.